This is a messenger RNA of Camponotus floridanus (Florida carpenter ant), 3850 nucleotides long. RefSeq names its product RNA-binding protein Nova-1 (gene pasilla). The record is from RefSeq and is a predicted model, not a curated record. Gene Ontology annotation, cellular component: nucleus; cytoplasm. NCBI's taxonomy places the organism in Eukaryota, Metazoa, Arthropoda, Insecta, Hymenoptera, Formicidae. The coding region runs from base 785 to 2023 and encodes 412 amino acids. Gene Ontology annotation, molecular function: mRNA binding. Gene Ontology annotation, biological process: regulation of alternative mRNA splicing, via spliceosome; mRNA splicing, via spliceosome. The transcript has 6 exons.
AGCGAUAGGGAUCCCGCCGUAGGCUAGACGAGGACGCGACGAGCCUAGAGAGGUGUACGCGAGUCCGCACACCGAGUAUCAACCAGCUGGUUGGCAAGGGAGCCGCGAGCAGUCGCCAGUGAGACGCGGCACCCCGCGUGUGUCACUUGUUCUCGUUCACUCAUCCGCACGGUUCGUUCGUUCGUCCGUCCGUCCGUCCGUCCGUACGUGCGCGCGUACGUCCGUGGCGCGGGUACUACCUCCUCCUCCUCCUCCUCCUCCUUCUCCUCCUUCUCUACCUAGUUUGUUGUAUCGUACCCCUCCCGCGCGGCGUAUCUGCGGUAAACGAGACGAGUGGGUCUGCGGCAAGCUCCGUCGUCGCCGUCAUCGUCGCCGUCAUCGUCAUCGUCGCACGUCCGUACGUACGUCCGAGAGCGGGUAACGUCGUGCCUCUUCACUCCGCGCCUGGCACCUCAUUUCUCGGGACACGACACUCGUUCCCGACGCAUCGUCUGCUGUUGCCUCCUCCACCUCAUCCCCAUCGUUCCAUCAUUCGUCUUGCUCGCGCGCUUCGCCUCGUUUCUCCUCUUCUCUCGUUUUCCGCAUCUCUCUCUUCUUCUCUCUUUCUCUCUCUCUUUCUCUCUCUCUCCGCCGUUCUGGCCUUCCUCCUCCCUCUCCCCCUCCGCCCCUGAUCGGUACAAGUGUGCGGCGCGAGUUCCGUGUGUACAUAUCUCUCCUCCCGUGUUGUGUUACCGCCUGGUUCUCGUGCCUGUGUGUGUUACGUGCGCGCAACGAGCGAACCAAGAUGGCCGCCGACUCAGGAAUGGAGACGUGUCCCUCCCCGGAGAUUGCGGACUCCAGAAAGCGGCCGCUCGACUGCGACGCGGAGAACGGCGCGACCAAGAGGUCGCACUACGGAUCAGGAGGAGAUGGAACCUAUCACCUCAAAGUGUUGGUCCCCGGUGUGGCGGCCGGGGCCAUUAUUGGAAAAGGUGGAGACACAAUUGCUCAACUUCAAAAAGAUACAGGGGCAAGGGUGAAGAUGUCUAAAUCGCACGAUUUCUAUCCUGGAACUACCGAGAGGGUAUGCCUAAUCACCGGCACCGUAGAUGCUAUAAUGGAAGUUAUGGAAUUUAUCAUGGAUAAAAUACGCGAGAAGCCUGAUCUUACUUCGAAAACUACAGUUGACUUUGACUCUGGUAAAGCCACAGCGGAGAGAGACAAGCAGGUCAAAAUUUUGGUACCUAAUAGCACCGCGGGGAUGAUAAUAGGAAAAGCCGGGAAUUAUAUUAAGCAAAUUAAAGAAGAAUCCGGCUCGUACGUCCAAAUAAGUCAGAAGGCUAAAGAUCUAUCUCUUCAAGAGCGAUGUAUAACAGUGAUUGGUGAAAAAGAAAAUAAUCACAGGGCGUUACAUAUGAUCCUAGCGAAAGUAGCGGAUGAUCCACAAAGUGGUACCUGUCUUAAUGUCAGUUAUGCGGAUGUAAGUGGUCCGGUUGCCAACUACAAUCCUACAGGCAGUCCUUAUGCUCAAGCCCCCACAAGCACUCCCACGUAUACAUCUACAGCUGGCUUGAAUACAGUGAGUCUCUUGAACGGUGCUGGUUUGAGUCUUAACUUGAAUCUGGGCGCGGCCAUUACAGCGGGCACGGCACCAGUAACGACGCAGCUGCUGGAACAUAUAAAACUGAAUCUACGUACGACAGGUUUCUCCGAGCCCGCUGCUACAGAGAUACUCGCCGCGAUCGCCACUCUCGCCAAAUAUAAUAUCCUCGGGAUGGGCAUAGGAAUGCCGUCUAGUAUGAGCUAUCUGGGCAACCCGAUGGACAGCACAACGACCGCGAACGGCUCGAACAACAAUGGCGGUGUAUUCGGACCCAUCGGGACUGUGCCUGCACUCGGAUCAACUUCGCCGACGCCACGCAAUACCCUCGAUCGUUACGAGCCGUUCGAUCCGUUCCGACAGAACAACACCGCCGCCAGCGCGAUACACCUGAACAACAAUUCGUUUGGCCUGGGCACUAACCAGUUAUCACUUGUAAAGUAAAGCGCUUGUCACGGCAUGCCGCAAAGUUCGGCCAAGACGAGGGGGAGAUCGAAGGAGGAAAGAGGACAGCUUCGUCACGCAGUGCGCACGAAAAUAAAGUUAACAUGCUCGAUGCUCGUUAAGCAUGAUAACGGAUAUUUCGCGCGAUGACGUCCGUAUUUGUUUUUCGACGACGAGAGAUCAGGACAAUUCUCUUCCCCUAAAUGAAUGCGUAAACAACACACGCGUGGAGGACAAAUGCAUCUCCAUGCGAUAUAUACUCCGGGUAAGAAUCAAACGAGAAACGCAAAAGGAAAAAACACAUAUAGAGGCCAUAGCGCGAUCAGCCAGUCUAACAUAAGUAUUCUCUUUAGUGUAAUAUUGAUUUAUAAAGAGUAUACCGCUUGUUAUAAAUUUUAGUGAUCGUAUCGAUAUGAUUCGUAAAGUUUGCGACAUUGAAAGUGUUAUUUUAAGUAGAUCGAAAGGAAGUAUUUCUCUUCGAGCGGAGCUUUAUGAUUGCUUAUCUGAUAAAAAUGUCGAAAAAGUCUCGGGAAUAUCUUCUCAGUCAACAACAAAGUGCUAAGUAUAGAUAUAUUUUUCAAGACUCGGGAUUGAGAAAAGGAGAUGUAGAAGAUUCUACUAUACAUUUCUGUGUAAAAAGUGUGCGAUUGUUAGUGAAUUUGCUUUGUAAAAUGAUUACAAACUAUGACGCUGAAGAUUGAUCACAAGAUCACGCGUAAGAUUGCACUUUCCAGUAGCUCGAAGAUGUACACGGUUGUCAUUAUAUUAAAAUAACACUUUCGAUAAAUAAACUUAAACUUUCCUAAUGUCGUUUAACAGCGACAUUAGUAUGUGCGUAUAUAUGCGUUAGUACGUGUAUAUAUCUAUCUUCGACGUAUUACGUAAUAACAAGAUAUAUAACGACGAAAUCAACAUUUCCGCGUGCAAAGUCGUGUCCCGUAUGCGAUCAAUAUUGGAGAGAUAAUCUUAUCGCAAAUAUUAGAUUGAUAAUUGACGUGCCGCAAUAUAUUGAAUGUACAUCAAUAGUAGGAUAUUUUAUUAACAACAAAAUUGUCGUUACGUGUUUAAUGAAUAUUGAUUCGCAUGGGGGACUCUUUUUAACCCUUUCCGAAACGAUUUCGAUCGAAAUCAUUGCUACAUGAACAGAACGCUUCUUCCUUCAAUUUCUCUGUAAAAAUUCGCAUAUUCGAUUAUUCGAUUCAUCGAAGGAAAAUGUUUUUCGAGAUAAUUUUUGUGAGAGAGACGUCAAGGUAUUCAAGCGAAAAUGAUGCGACUCCGCGAGAUUGUGGGAACGGAAAGGGUUAAACGACUCGCGUGUAUCAUAUCGUCGAGGAUUUUUCAAGAGAAACGACGACGAUGCAUUCGCGCACGAGGUGGCAAAGCAGUAUUGAUCGGCCAGUCAAUGUUACCUACGAGUUGUUUAACGAGAGGACAACAUACUGUUGCAAUAGACCCGACAGUCAUCGCCGCCAAAAGCAUUUCCCCGCCCCCUUUCCCCUUCUUGUUAGGAGAAUCUUUUAUUUUUUCAUACAACGCUUUGUUUUGUACAGUUUAAGAUAUAUUUCUUUGUUUCUACUCGCCAAGACCGCAGCGUGUCGCCAGUCGAUAGGACUGUACACAGGACAGUUAGGCGUAUAGACAUGUAGCUAGUUUCUUAAAUCUCUUGUGAAAUAUUAUAAAACAAAUUAUAAAACAUGAUCGAACUGUCCGAGAUGAAAGAGGAAAGAGAAAUAAAUAUAUAAUUCUACGUAUCUGCGUAUACUCUUGUGUAUACUGUCUCGUAUGAGAAUACUAAAGGAAUCUAUUAAGGAGAAAAAGAGAGAGAGA